AUGAACGCACAAGAUCAUUUUAUAAGCGAACGACAUCAAAGUGCUUUACUUCAAUAUAUUUGUAAAAAUACUUCACAUUCGAUGAUUAAUCAAUCAUUAGUAUCUUCUCCUACAACAGUAACUACCGAUACAGAAACUGAUGAGAAUUCUCAUGCAAAUCUUCAACAAUUAUUUGAAACAACGAAUAUUCUAUUGAGUAGUAUUAAUGUGUUAAAUGAUGAUAUUCAACGUGUCAGUUCAGAGUUGGUGCAUCAUCAAACUUCAGCACGGUCCGUGUCUGAAGAAUUAUCAAAAUUGAAAAUUUCUAUUGAAGAAACAAAUUCAUCGAUGGAUACCUAUCAAAUCAAUCAACAAACACUUGAAGAAAGUUUCAAUUCACUUCAUAAACAGCUUGAAGAUCAAAAGAAUAUUUCCACUGAUGGCAAACUAAUAUGGAAAAUUACAAAUGUUCAACAAAAAAUAGCUGCUGCUCAGUGUGAACAACAAGUAUCUAUUUACUCUCCUGUAUUCUAUUCAUCACCAAAUGGUUAUAAAAUGCGACUUCGUCUCUAUCUGGCCGGUGAUGGUAAUGCUAGACGUACUCAUAUGUCUCUUUUUUUUGUACUUAUGCGUGGAGAACAUGAUGCUCUGCUUGAGUUUCCAUUCAGUUUCAAAGUAAUAUUUUGUUUACUUGAUCAAACAUUUCAACAACGACAUAUUAUCGAUUCAUUUCGACCUGAUGUAAAAUCAAAUAGUUUUCAAAGGCCUCGAUCAGACAUGAACUUAGCUUCUGGUAUACCGAAAUUUGUACCUUUAACAAUGAUCCAACAAGAUAACAAUCCCUAUGUUCGUGAUGAUACUAUGUUUAUCAAAGCCUUAAUUGACUUUGGGAACAUACCAAAACCACUUGUAUCAUAUACAUUAAGUCUCAAUCCUGGUUUGCCAUUUCUAGUUCAACAAGAAUGGAUCAGACGUGAACUUGAAAAACGAACACAAGAAAAAUUAUUAAAUACAACUCACACAUCUACAUCUAUUAACCAUGAUAUGAAUACGAAUGAAAAUGGAAAUAAUGGUUAA
This is a messenger RNA of Rotaria sp. Silwood2, 1056 nucleotides long. The record is from the annotation of a GenBank genome assembly. Lineage: Eukaryota; Metazoa; Rotifera; Eurotatoria; Philodinida; Philodinidae.